CGGAAAGUCGGAGAGGGGCGGGACCGCGAGGCGUCAGGGGGUGUGUCAGCGCGCACCACGGGGGCGCGCGCCAGCCUCUGACUGGCGGCCGCCGCGGCCGAGGCGCGAGCUGCGUGAUAAUGGCGGCCUGCAGAGCCCGUGAGAGGGAGAAGCGGCGGCGGUGGCUACCCUGAGAAACUUUGACCUUGAAGAUGGUGAGUAGCCAGCCGAAGUACGAUCUAAUACGGGAGGUAGGCCGAGGUAGUUACGGUGUUGUGUAUGAAGCAGUCAUCAGAAAGACUUCUGCACGGGUGGCAGUGAAGAAAAUUCGAUGCCAUGCACCUGAAAAUGUCGAACUAGCCCUGCGUGAGUUCUGGGCACUAAGCAGUAUCAAGAGCCAACAUCCAAAUGUGAUUCACUUGGAGGAAUGCAUCCUACAAAAAGAUGGGAUGGUGCAAAAGAUGUCCCACGGCUCUAAUUCUUCCCUUUAUCUACAGCUUGUAGAGACUUCAUUAAAAGGAGAAAUUGCCUUUGAUCCCAGAAGCGCCUAUUACUUGUGGUUUGUGAUGGAUUUUUGUGAUGGAGGAGAUAUGAAUGAAUAUCUGUUGUCCAGGAAACCUAAUCGUAAAACUAACACCAGCUUCAUGCUCCAGCUGAGCAGUGCCCUGGCUUUCUUGCAUAAAAACCAGAUCAUCCACCGAGAUCUUAAGCCUGAUAACAUCCUGAUUUCUCAAAGUAGGAUGGAUACCAGUGACUUGGAACCCACACUCAAAGUGGCAGAUUUUGGUCUCAGUAAAGUUUGUUCAGCCUCUGGGCAGAACCCAGAAGAACCUGUCAGUGUAAAUAAGUGUUUCCUUUCCACAGCAUGUGGAACAGAUUUCUACAUGGCUCCUGAAGUGUGGGAGGGACAUUAUACAGCAAAAGCUGACAUCUUUGCUCUGGGGAUUAUCAUCUGGGCAAUGUUGGAAAGAAUCACAUUCAUAGACACAGAGACAAAGAAGGAACUCUUGGGGAGUUAUGUCAAACAAGGAACUGAGAUUGUGCCUGUUGGGGAGGCGCUUCUGGAAAAUCCCAAAAUGGAACUUCUCAUUCCUGUGAAGAAAAAGUCUAUGAAUGGGCGAAUGAAACAACUGAUUAAGGAAAUGCUGGCUGCAAACCCUCAGGAUCGUCCAGAUGCUUUUGAACUAGAACUCAGAUUAGUACAAAUUGCAUUUAAAGAUAGCAGCUGGGAAACGUGACACAUAUAUUAUUUGCAAAUAUCUUGGAUGAUAAUGCUGCUUGUUUUAGCAGUGAUGCAACAUAAUGUGGCUGAAAAAGAAUAUAAAAAGCUAAACUCCGCCUUCUAAGGGUUUAGAUUUUAUUGUGGGGUGUUUUUUUUCCUUGUUUUUCUUAAGUCCAGGCGGGCCAUUUUGUCAGUAUGUUUUAAAUGUGUAUUACCAAUGUGGGUGUAAAUUUUUUUAAAUGGUCAUUGGUAGAAGUUUGGCAGGAAAAUCCUCCAAGAGCCAAGAAGAAAAGAGCAUCCAAUUUUCUGGAAAUAUGUCUCCAAGUAUUUUAGACAUUCCUUGUCAGUAUUAGGAAUUUCCUUGGAAGAAGAGGUUUGCAUGCUGGUAAUGCAACCUUGGAGCUUUGUAAAGGAAACAUAUAUGUAUAUAUUUAUGUAUAUGUAAGUAUGUGAAUGUGUGCAUUUUGCAUUCCAUAUGAAGAAAACGCCACUUCUGUUUAAAUUAUUUGAUGUAGGUUUGGGUUUUUGAGAUUUGCUGGUGAAAUCAGUGAUGAAAAAUAUAAGAACCUUCCUUCAUCUUCUUACCCUCUCCCUCCUUCCUACAUUUUUUUUAUUUUUGUAGUAGUGUACAACCUUUUUUCAAGCCAUCAUUUUGGAGGGUCUAAAAUUAUAUGAUUAAACAGGAAUGAAAUGAAAUGAUCCAAAGCUGCUGAAGUAUGUUUGAGCCCCCCAGUGCCUGAUAGCUGCCAGGGGUGGAGUUAGACAUGCAAUCAUGGUUGCAGGUUGGCAAGGACAGUGAUGAUUCAGUCAUACCUUCUUUAGGUAACCAGGCAUAAAAUUAACCAAUUAAACCACUGCAUUGGGACAUGUCUGCACUUGAGCAUCUGUAAUCUGAUAUAAAGCUAAACACAGAAUUCUUCUGUUUCUAGAAACUUUGCUAUAUAUGAACUAUGGUACUUGAUAUGUUAGUUUUUUAUUUGAAGACUUUGUCUAAGCCUUAGCAUAAAGUCGAAGAAACCAAAUGAGCUCUACCCUCACAUUGCCUGCCCUGUAACGGUCUCUUGUUUAAUCACUGGAUUCCUUUUGUUUUGGCACUAAUGCUGUUUUAUCUAAUUUGACACAGUAAUGGUAGUGAUAUGCUUGUAUUAAAUGUUGAUUACCUUUUUCUAAAGUGGGAGAUGAUACCUAUACAGUGAUAAAUGGAUAAAGUACUGUGGCAUCAACUAAAUCUUUAAGUAGAAAUGUCACUGAUUUUAUACAAUCACUUGGUAGGGUCUGUGUCAAAAACUGAUAGACCGUUAUUCUUUUGAAGUGAGUUUGAUUUUAACCCUAUCUGGUUGUCUCAAAUUUGUUUUUCUAUAAAUGCAGGUAGUUAAAAUCUAAGGAAACCAAGUUUUCCUAAAACAGCCUUUAAGAUUCAAUAGACUUUAAAACCAUUGUAUCUAGGUUAAUCUUUAUAAAGCACUAGAAUCUUUGGUUAAAAGUAAAAAAAAGUAUUUAAAUCAUUAAUAGUUUACAUAGUCUUUUGAACUCUUUGAACUUCCACAGCUUUUGGAAUAUUGCUGUCAUAAUUUUUUCCUUAUUUAAAAUGUGUUCAGGGGACUAUAGAAGGUGAAAAAGCACAAAAAAUUAGAAUAUGCAAAAUUUCUGAACUGUAUUACUUGGUCUGGAAGUUUAAAAUUUAAACUCAAAGGUUUUACUGAAGUAAACCUUUUAAAAUAAAAUUGUGUACUUUUGACAUUUUCAAGCUAAUAAUGUAAAAAUUCUUUUGGAAAUCAGAGAUGGAAAUACACUGGAACCUCUUGAUAAUUGACCCUCUGGAUCACCAAAUUAGUAUAACACAGAUCUGGCCAAGGGAUUUGAAUUACUGGAAGUAAAAAAUAUCAUUUUAAUGUCCCAUCAGUAACAUGGCACUUCAGCAGAGAUUCAUGAUGAUUCAGGAGAUGGUAUGCCCAUGUGUCAUUUGCUCUUCAAAUAAAUAUCUGUGCUUGUAGCUAUGGCUUCCUAAGCACACAGUUUUUCAUCCUGCCUCACUUAAAAUAAUUAAUGAUUAUCACUAUUUUUAAAGAUUUUAACCUGUGAAGCAGAAUUCUUUCACUGGCAGUAAGAGUGUGAAGUGAUCAGGAAAUUUCUUUUGGAAUUUUAUCAAGUCCUUGUAUUCUAAAAUACCCUUAUGAUACCAAGCAAAAUAAAUAGUAAAUUCUUUGUGUUUAUUUGUUCUUUCAGUCAGGAGGUAUUAAGUACCUACUGUGUGCUCAGCACUAAAAUUCAGUUGAUAAAUGACAGUUUAACAGUGGCUUAAAGCCACAGGUCUUUUCCAGCUGGAGUAAGAAAUAAAAGAUGAUUAGUGAUACUUGGAAAUUCCUGGGUAUUUGCUAGAGGAAAAACGAAAGCAAGAAUUUGUGCACAGUGCCUUGCCCAUAAUAGGUACUCAAUAAACAAUUAUUAUUCGUAGAGUCUCUUGUCAUGAUUUAUAGUGUUUUAUGAAAUUUGUCUUAAUUUUAAAAAGACCAAAUAUUUCAAAUAAGCUUAUAGGCAGCUGUGGCCAGUUAAAAUAUGGGGUUGUACAGUUAGUUCCUAGAAUGUUAUUUUGCACUAGUUGUCACUUAGAAAGAUGGGGUUCGUGUAGAUUUUUGGUGCUAAGGGAUACUUUGUCAUUAUGAUAAAGUAAGUGUUAAGUGUUGAUAAAUAGCACACUGAAUAGUUCUUUAUGCUGGUCUGUUUUUUCCUCUGUUGUUGUUUUAAUUGUAAAAUGUUUAUCAAUCAAACAAUUGUAGCAGCUACAAAAUAAUUCACCAGCAUGACAAAAUGGUCAAAAAAUAAGUCAUCAGCACUUCAAAAAUGAAAGCAACUUUUGAAAUUUUCUUUUAAAAUUAUUAAAUAUAUUUUAUGAAGAAUUUAUAGAAGGGAAAUUAUUGUAAUUUAUUGUUCAUGACUGCUUUUUUUUU
Molecule: messenger RNA, 4149 nt
Organism: Manis pentadactyla (Chinese pangolin)
Lineage: Eukaryota; Metazoa; Chordata; Mammalia; Pholidota; Manidae
Gene: PDIK1L
Product: PDLIM1 interacting kinase 1 like
Exons: 3
Coding region: 192-1217 (341 amino acids)
Biological process (GO): protein phosphorylation
Molecular function (GO): ATP binding; protein kinase activity
Source: RefSeq, a predicted model, not a curated record